GGCGGGCCCUCUGUUUGGGUUGCAGUUUCCGCGUUGGGUUGCCAGGUACGAGGUUGGGGUUGGCUUGCCGGAGGAGGGUCCGGAAGCCAGGAGGGGUGCUUAACCGGAAGGUGCUAGGCCUGGGACCGUGCAGGGGGAAAGCAUUGGGGGUAGAACGAAGGGCGCGUGCUGAAGCCGUGAAGUUCCGCGCGUUCCUGGAACCGAGGAAAGGACGCGUGGGUGGAGAGAGAUCGGAGGGAGGUGACAGAAAUGUGGGCGGGGGCUAGAUCUCUGGUCGUAAAGUUUUGGAAACCACCGGAAGGAGUUUGGAUUUUAUCAGAGAGCCGGCUUAUGACUUUUUGCAAAUUCUGUUAAUUCAUUUAGUACUUUUUUGUUGAGUAUGUACUAUAUGCAGAUAGUAUUAUAGGCACUGAGGAUGCAGCAGUGAACAAAACAAUGCCUACCCUGGCAGAGCUGACGUUCUAGUGGGUGAGACAGCCCUUAAGCAAAGUAAGUAAGUGAAACAUAUCGCAGGUCAUGUACGUACGUGCAUGGAGAAAAAUAAAGCAGACAAAGUGGGUAGCGUGCUGGGAUGGGAGGGCAUGGCAGUGACAUUUGAGCAGGACUUGGAAAAGAGAAGGGAGCAAACUGCAGAUAGCAAGCCGCUGAUGUGAAGAUCCUGCUGUGGGGAUAGCCUCAUGUGUUCCAGCAACACCAAGAAAGUCCAUGCGUGAUCUCCUGAGGACAGGGCGCAGCACCGCAUUUACCACUCGGCACGUCAUGGGUGUGCGCUGCGUGCUUGUGCGGAGAGGCCUCCUUGGAAGGGACCUCUUCAUGACCAGGACUCUCUGCAGCCCAGGCCCUCGCCAGCCCAGAGAGAAAGGACCUGAGGAGGUGGCCCUGGGGCUGUACCACCGCCUCACUGCCCUGGGAAGAGCCCUGGGGCACGACAUUCGGCAGCGAGCGUCCUCCACGGCCACGACCUGGUGGGACAGAUAUGAAGAGUUUGUCGGACUCAAUGAGGUUCGCGAGGCCCAGGGAAACGUGACCGAGGCAGAGAAAGUGUUCAUGGUGGCGCGAGGGCUUGUCCGAGAGGCUCGGGAAGACUUGGAGGUUCACCAGGCCAAGCUGAAGGAGGUGAGGGACCGCUUGGACCGCGUCUCCAGAGAGGAUAACCAGUACCUAGAACUGGCUACGCUGGAGCACAGGAUGCUGCAGGAGGAGAAGAGGCUUCGUGCAACCUAUCUGCGCGCGGAAGACUCAGAGCGAGAGAAGUUCUCCCUCUUCUCUGCGGCUGUGCGGGAAAGUCACGAGAAGGAGCGCACUCGAGCUGAGAGAACCAAGAACUGGUCCCUCAUUGGGUCAGUCCUGGGGGCCCUGAUUGGCGUGGCUGGCUCCACCUAUGUGAAUCGGGUGCGGCUACAGGAGCUGAAGGCCUUGCUCUUAGAGGCACAGAAGGGGCCUCUGAGCCUCCAGGAGGCCAUCCGAGAACAGGCAUCCAGCUACUCCCUCCAGCAGAGGGACCUCCAUGACCUCAUGGUAGACCUAAGGGGCCUGGUACGAGCUGGGCCCGGGCAGAGCCCUGGGGCCCAGACAGGUACUUCCCCCACCCGAGACAGAGACACAGAUAUCCUUUCAGCUGCCCUGAAAGAGCAGCUCAGCCAUUCCAGGCAGGUCCGUUCCUGUCUAGAGGGUUUACGAGAGCGGCUUGAUGGCUUGGAAAAGACGUUCAGCCAGACGGCUGAGGUGGUUCAGCUUGCAAAGGCUGCGGUGCAUCCGGGCCUGGUGGAGCCAGCAGAUGGGGCUCUGCCGGGCUCCUUGCUGGAGCAGGGAAACAUGAUCCUGGCACUGUCGGGCAUGGAGCAGAGGUUAGAAGCCCAGGUCAACAGGAACACCAUCUAUAGCACGCUGAUCACCUCUGUGACAUUUGUGGCCGCGCUACCUGUGCUCUACAUGCUGUUUAGGGCCAGCUAGCCCCUGGACCCUCCUCCAGAGGCCCUGAGGGGAUAGGUGUGGCUGUGGAUUUAGAGAAUCCCAACAAUGAAGUGAGCCUUUGGGGUGCACGCAGCCUCACCCUGAGGCUGAGCACCAUCUCUGUGGCUGACCAGCGGGCAUACUUUGCUUUCUAGAAAAUGCUCCCUUAUGUUAAUUAUCAAAACUCUAUGCUAAUAUCCAAUUAAAAUGUCUUUGGGUUUGUGUUACUUAAA
This is a messenger RNA of Mustela erminea (ermine), 2186 nucleotides long. RefSeq names its product coiled-coil domain containing 51 (gene CCDC51). NCBI's taxonomy places the organism in Eukaryota, Metazoa, Chordata, Mammalia, Carnivora, Mustelidae. The transcript is spliced from 4 exons. The record is from RefSeq and is a predicted model, not a curated record. Bases 706 to 1953 code for a protein of 415 amino acids.